Adineta steineri is the source of this 1392-nucleotide messenger RNA. Lineage: Eukaryota; Metazoa; Rotifera; Eurotatoria; Adinetida; Adinetidae. The record is from the annotation of a GenBank genome assembly.
AUGAAUAAAAUAGUACCACUUUUUCCUAGCAAUGCCUUACCCAGUUCUUCUGAUUCUAAUCAACCUGCAGAUAUUAGAGAAUUAAAAAUUAUAACAAAUUAUCGAGAAACUGGUACCGAUUCGAAAUAUGAAGUUAAAACAAACCAGGGAAAUAUUAAAGGCUUUUCUGAAACAGAUGCAAAUGGUUCAACCAAUCAGCUUUAUAUGGUUGGCCCAUUAGGAACUCCAGUUAGUUUAAACAAUCAGGGAUCUGUACCGGUUUCGCAAGAUAUUACAAUUCACUCAAACAAUCAAAUAGCCAUAUCUGCGGUAAACGCUCUUGUAGUCAAGACUGUCGAACCAGCACCCUAUACAAGUGCAACAACGCUUAUACCUCUUCCAGAUAAACCAUAUACUGUAGCAACACUUCCAAGCGAUCCAUUCAACUUUUCAUACUUCCAGCAGCACGUCAAAAGUAAGCUUUGCUACAAUUCGGAUCCUAUCGACACAGCUAUGGUCACCAAAUCUCAAGAUCGUGUCGCAUACUGGGCUGAAAUAUGGACACUAAUGGAGUAUAGAUCGGUGAAAACGGAAGAAAGGCCAUAUAAAGGUGAAUCUGUGGGUGGUCAAGUUGUUGGCAAUCUAUUCGAUUUGAAAGAUUUACCAAUUCAAACACCUCAAACUGAUAUCGAAGGGACUCGCGAGACAUCAUGUCCACUAGUUAACACACAACGUAAAGUUAUAUGUAGUCAGUGUAAUGGAAAAGGUAAACAACAGUGUGCUUCUUGUGCUGGACAGGGGCACUUAAUACCUUGUGGAUGUGGAAAUGACACACAAUGCUCGACUUGCCAUGGUACAGGUAAUUUGAACUGUACUAAAUGUGUAGGAGCUUGUUUCCUUCUCCGAUGGGAAGUGUUGACAAUCAAGUGGGAAACAAUACAGACGGUAUCCCCUUAUCAAAAUACAUUUCUACCAAAAAGGAAGAUUCGCUUUCGACCUAAGAAAAAAGUUUUUUUCGAUGCAGAUCAUGACUGGACCAAUCACAUAUUUUUAACAAACUAUCCUGAUCUAUACGAAACAAUUGCCACACAUACUCCUCCAGACAUGGCAAAAAAAUUCGGGCAAGAUAUUCAAAAGCAAUAUCAAACACAUUAUGCUAGAUUGAAACCUUCAACGAUAAUGCGUAAAAUGAAAAUUUUAAUUAGACAAGUUAAUAUUAUCGAAGUAGAUUAUCAACUUGAAGGUUAUACCAAUAAAAAUGGAACACAUAAGGGUACUAAUACUUUUAAUUAUUUGGUAUAUGGUUGCGAAGAAAAUGGUAAAGCAAUGAUCUAUGAAAAUAACUAUCCUCUUAACUGCUGUGGUUGUUUAGGUCCAAAAGCUGCCUGUCGAUGUAACUGCUCCAUAUCAUAA